AUGAAUGUGGUGGAUGACAAGAAGCAUGAGAAAAUGAGGUGGUCUCGGACAAGGGUGGAUGUGGAAAACCAUGUCAUCACACCGGAUUUGGACCCGGANGUGGUGGAUGACAAGAAGCAUGAGAAAAUGAGGUGGUCUCGGACAAGGGUGGAUGUGGAAAACCAUGUCAUCACACCGGAUUUGGACCCGGAUAUGGAGUUACCGGAUCAAUUUGUUGAAGACUACAUGUCGGAUCUCACUAGGACCUCCAUGAAAAUCAGCAACAAACCACUAUGGGAGUUCCACAUUCUAAAUGUGAAAACAUCCGAGGCAAAUGCUCUCGCAAUUCUUCGGAUCCACCACUCACUCGGUGACGGCGCAUCGCUAAUCUCUAUUCUGCUCGCUUGUUCUCGGAAAACCUCAGAUCCCGAGGCACUGCCAAGUAUUCCGGCGAAGAAACGAGGCAGCAGUUCGAGCCAUUCAGGUGGUUUGUGGUGGUUCUGGUUCACUGUAGGGACUACAUUGGUGAUGAUUUUCAGUACUUUUAUGGACUUGAUGGUGUUUGUAGCAACAACAUUGUUCCUCAAGGACAAGGAGACUCCUAUUAAAGGUGCAGCUGGGGUUGAGCCGAGGCCUUAG
Messenger RNA from Ilex paraguariensis (yerba mate), 618 nucleotides. The record is from the annotation of a GenBank genome assembly. Lineage: Eukaryota; Viridiplantae; Streptophyta; Magnoliopsida; Aquifoliales; Aquifoliaceae.